AUCUGCGCCCUGAUAAAAAAUGUAUAGAAUUAAUAGAAAAAUAAAUGUAUAGAAUUAAUCAAAAGAUUUAUAGGAGACGACCUAAAGUCAGGAGACAACCAAAUCAUUCAAAUUCUUUAUACUAUCUACACAUUUUUAUUCCAAGGGAAACAUUCUGGAAAAUCAAAGCAAAUGGCAAAUAUCAAAUGAAAUGAGAGUCGAAGACACAUGGGUUACACCCACUGCGCUGCAGUGCACGACCGCCGAACACAAUUAUUCGAGGAUAAAUGACGAACGGCAUGCAUCGUAUGAACGAGUGUGUCAUGCCAUGAUCGCGUCGAAUUCGUUAAAACAAGCCACUUACCCCCGAGAGGGGAAAAUUUGCAAUUUAUCCUUGCCCGACAUUUUCGCACGACCACUGUAUGGAGCAGACAGGAAUGGGAUUGAUCAGCUGACUCGGGCGACAGGAAGUUUCGGCUAUCAUGUGCCUAGUGGCGCACUAUUCCAAUGGCGCGCAACUGACACGUGUAUUCGUUUGCAGAACUGUUUGAAAGUCUUUCUUUAAAUAUUUUUCUCCUCUUUAUAUAUCUAGUAUAUUUCUUUUUAAUAUAUAUUCUGUGAACUCUCUUUCUUUCUUUUAUCCAAUAAGUGUUUCAAAAUAGUCGAUUUUUCAAUAAUGAUUUAAACUUAAAUUCAAGUUCAAAUGUUAUUUAAACAUAUCAAACUCAUUGUAAAAAUAAAGUGUGUGAACGUAAAUCUAAGUUUAAAUUAUUGCUGAAAAAUUGGCCCUAAGUGUGUUUAUAAGCUGAUAAUAAUAUGCUUAUUAUAAAUCGCUUCUAAUUUAAAAAGGCACUUUUAUCGAUAAAAGAUAUUUUGGAAUAAGUAUCAAAGUAUGCAAGGUAAU
Messenger RNA from Odontomachus brunneus, 883 nucleotides. RefSeq lists its product as uncharacterized. The transcript has 2 exons. Bases 191 to 544 code for a protein of 117 amino acids. The record is from RefSeq and is a predicted model, not a curated record. NCBI's taxonomy places the organism in Eukaryota, Metazoa, Arthropoda, Insecta, Hymenoptera, Formicidae.